Molecule: messenger RNA, 481 nt
Organism: Emiliania huxleyi CCMP1516
Lineage: Eukaryota; Haptophyta; Isochrysidales; Noelaerhabdaceae
Exons: 5
Coding region: 68-451 (127 amino acids)
Biological process (GO): cellular response to amino acid stimulus; positive regulation of TOR signaling
Cellular component (GO): Ragulator complex
Source: RefSeq, a predicted model, not a curated record
GGCGGACGCGCCAUAGGGUGGGCGACGGCUAGCGCAUCACACCCCUCUCCUUAACACCUAUACGAGUAUGCCGGCCGACUCCUCCUUCGACCAGCUGCUCGGGCGGCUCGAGGGCGUCAAGACAGUUCUCGUGUGCGAUCCGGAGGGCGCCAUCCUGCUGUGCGCGGGCGACGCCUCCUGCGAGCCCAGGCUGCAGCGGCUAUCGGCGACGUACUCGCAGACCGCCGACCACACCAGCAAGCUCGGGCUCGGAAAGAGCCGGCACAUGACCGCGUUCUGCGACGACUGCGCGGUGGUGCACGCGAGCUGCUCGCCCAUCGUGCUCAGCCUAUUGGUGCACGCGGGGGCGGACGUCGCACCGAUCCUAGACGCGCUGCCCGAGCUGGUUGAGUCGCUGGCGCCGCUGCAGCAGGCGGUCGAGAGGCUGCUCUCGCAAAACAGUCGCGACUGAGGGUUGUCAGCAGGAGCAGGCGCGGGCCGG